Cinclus cinclus is the source of this 2880-nucleotide messenger RNA. It is a transcript of the gene ANPEP, whose product is annotated as alanyl aminopeptidase, membrane. The coding region runs from base 1 to 2880 and encodes 959 amino acids. Gene Ontology annotation, biological process: proteolysis; peptide catabolic process. Gene Ontology annotation, cellular component: cytoplasm. Gene Ontology annotation, molecular function: zinc ion binding; peptide binding; metalloaminopeptidase activity. Lineage: Eukaryota; Metazoa; Chordata; Aves; Passeriformes; Cinclidae. The record is from RefSeq and is a predicted model, not a curated record. The transcript is spliced from 20 exons.
AUGGCAGCCGGCUUCUUCAUCAGCAAGACCGUGGGCAUUGUGGCCAUCGUGCUGGGCGUGGGGGCUGUGGCCACCAUCAUUGCACUCUCAGUGGUGUAUGCGCAGGAAAAGAACAAGGGGACAUCAGAUGUGGGCACCAACACCACGGCCAGCCCCACCACCACCACCACCCCUGCCCCCAACAACCCCUGGAACCGAUGGAGGUUGCCAGCAGCACUGAAGCCGGAGAGCUACGAGGUGACCCUGCAGCCCUUCCUGACACCUGAUGCCAACAACAUGUACAUCUUCAAGGGCAGCAGCAGUGUGGUGUUCAUGUGUGAGGAAGCCACUGACCUCAUCCUCAUCCACAGCAACAAGCUGAACUACACCAUGCAGGGCUCCUUCCAUGCCACGCUGCAGGCAGAGGGUGGUGGCGAGGCCCCUGCCAUCUCCCGCACCUGGCUGGAGACUCCCACCCAGUACCUGGUGGUGCAGCUGAGCGCUCCCCUGCAGCAGGGCCGGCGGUACCGCCUGUCCAGCAGCUUCACCGGGGAGCUGGCGGACGACCUGGCUGGCUUCUAUCGCAGUGAAUACACGGAUGAGUCAGGCACCAAGCAGGUGGUGGCCACCACGCAGAUGCAGCCGGCUGAUGCACGCAAAGCUUUCCCCUGCUUUGAUGAGCCGGCCAUGAAAGCCAACUUCACAGUGACCCUGAUCCACCCCACUGACUAUGAAGCCAUUUCCAACAUGCCUGUCAAAAAUACCAAGCAGCAGAUUAUUGAUGGACAGACCUGGAGUGUCACUGAAUUUGACACCACCCCCCGGAUGUCCACGUACCUUCUGGCCUUCAUUGUCAGCCAGUUCAGCCAUGUGGACAGAAACUCCUCGGGUACACUGAUCCGCAUCUGGGGCCGCCCCAAAGCCAUCUCCGAGGGCCAGGGCGCAUACGCACUCAAUGUCACUGGCCCCAUCCUCAGCUUCUUUGAGCAGCAUUACAACACGGCGUACCCACUCCCAAAAUCUGACCAGGUUGGCCUCCCUGAUUUCAAUGCGGGUGCAAUGGAGAACUGGGGGCUGGUUACCUACCGGGAGAACUCAUUGCUCUUCGAUGCUAGUUACUCCUCCAUUGGCAACAAGGAGCGGGUGGUGACCGUCAUUGCCCAUGAGCUGGCACACCAGUGGUUUGGGAAUUUGGUGACACUGCGCUGGUGGAACGACCUGUGGCUGAACGAGGGCUUUGCCUCGUAUGUGGAGUACCUGGGUGCUGACUCUGCUGAGCCCGACUGGAACAUUAAAGACCUGAUGGUGCUCAAUGAGCUGCACGAUGUGAUGGCGACAGACGCCCUGGCCAGUUCCCACCCGCUCUCCUUCCGCGAGGAGGAGAUCAACACCCCGGCCCAGAUCAGUGAAGUCUUUGACAGCAUCUCCUACAGCAAGGGAGCAUCGGUGCUGCGGAUGCUCUCGAGCUUCCUCAGUGAGGACAUCUUCAAGGAGGGGCUACAGUCCUACCUCCACACCUUCUCCUACAACAACACCGUCUACACUGACCUCUGGGUCCACCUGCAAGAGGCAGUGGCAAAAAACAACGUCAAGCUGCCUGACACUAUCAGCAACAUCAUGGAUCGCUGGACGCUGCAGAUGGGCUUCCCUGUGGUCACUGUUAACACCCUCAACGGCACUGUCAGCCAGAAGCAUUUUCUGCUGGACCCCACCUCUUCUGUGGACAGACCCUCUGAUUUCAACUACAUCUGGAUUGUUCCCAUCACCUGGAUGACAGGCAGUAACCCAGGGAGUGGCAACUACUGGCUGACCAAAGUCUCAGAGACCAACAAUGACUUCAGGCUCAGCUCCAGCUGGCUCCUGCUGAACAUCAAUGUCACUGGAUACUUCCGUGUUAAUUACAACCAGGAGAACUGGGAUCAGCUCCUCAAUCAGCUUGGCACUGACCAGACGGUCAUCCCUGUGAUCAACCGUGCCCAGAUCAUUGACGAUGCCUUUAACCUGGCCAGGGCCAAGUACGUUGAUGUGACCUUGGCUUUGAACACGACACUGUUCCUGAUCCGGGAGACGGAAUACAUGCCCUGGCAGGCAGCGCUCAGGAACCUGCAGUACUUCCAGCUGAUGUUCGAUCGCAGCGAGCUGUUUGGGAGCAUGUCGAGAUACAUGAGGAAGCAGGUGACCCCUCUCUUUGACUACUACGAGCGCAUCACCAAUAACUGGAAAGAUAUCCCCAGUGGCCUGAUGGCCCAGUACAACGAGAUCAAUGCCAUCAGCACCGCCUGCUCCUACGGCGUCUCCAAGUGCCAGGCCUUGGCCGCCCGCUAUUUGAGCGAGUGGAAUAAUACCAAGAUCAACCCGGUCCCCCCGAACCUGCGCUCAGCCAUCUACUGCAGCAUGGUGGCCACGGGUGGGGAAGAGGCCUGGGAUUUCCUCUGGCAGAAGUUCCAGGAGGCCCAUGUGGUGUCUGAGGCUGACAAGCUCCGCACAGCCCUCUCCUGCAGCCCCCAGCCCUGGAUCCUCAACCGGUACCUGCAGUACACCCUCGACCCUACAAAGAUCCGCAAGCAGGAUGCCACCUCCACCAUCAACAGCAUUGCCAGCAAUGUUGUGGGGCAGCCCCUGGCCUGGGACUUCAUCCGUGGCAACUGGAGGACUCUCUUCACCCAGUAUGGGGGCGGCUCCUUCUCCUUCUCCCGCCUGAUUUUAUCUGUGACCCAGCGCUUUUCCUCAGAGUUUGAGCUGCAACAGCUGGAGCAGUUCAAGAAGGACAACGAGGACAUCGGGUUUGGGUCGGGGACGCGGGCGCUGGAGCAGGCACUGGAGCGGACCCGUGCUAACAUCAACUGGGUGAAGGAGAACCAGGAGGCCGUGAAGCAAUGGUUUAAGGAGCACAGCCAAUAA